AAGUAAACCUGAUUCUAGAGUUGGUAAUUGUCUUACUGAUGAAGCACUAAUUUAUGAUACAAAGGAAUUCAAUCAAAAUAUUGCCGCACACCCCGGGCAAUUAACAAAUCCCAAUGACCAGUGCAAAGCCAUUGUAGGACCUAAUUCAUAUUAUGGAUGGGGCAAUGUUCUGAAAUCAUUCGCGGAUAUAUGUACUUCAAUGGCUUGUAACACGGGAGAGAGUGAAAAUGCGUUUGUAUUUGGAACUGCAUUUAGGGGGACUUCAUGUGGAGAUAAAAAGUGGUGUCUAGAAGGUCGAUGUGUAAGUGACGCAGAAGCUCCUAGCAAAGAUCCUGAUUGUGUGCAUGGGGAUUCAAUCAAAACAUUUUCCUUCCUCGAGAAGACGUGCGCUCAGGUUGUAGCUGAAACCCCUUCCCAAUGCUAUAAAUCCAACUACAUGACGAGCUGUUGCGAAUCCUGUGGGAAAGCUGCAAACAAAUUAAAACCAGACUGUCCAUUUGGCGAUAGAAGUGACUCUUGUUCUAAGAUUCUGACUAACCCCUCUCUGUGUUACGUAGAGGAGAAGGAUUGUUGUGACACUUGUGAUAAAGUGAGCACGGGACCAGAAGGUUGUGAAUAUGGUGAUAAAAUAGACACAUGUGUACCAGAGGAUUGUGGUACAGACGAAGCAUACAGAGAUCAGUGUUGUGAUACGUGUGCUGACUAUGUUCCGCCAAUUAGUACUACACCACCACUGACAGAACCAACAACAACAACAUCUACUACUACUACUACAACUCAGCCACCAACAACAACUACCCAACCACCACCUACGACAACAAAGCCACCACCCACAACUACGACUAAACAGACAACUACCACAGAAGCGCCAACUCCGUCACCAAUUGUACAGACAACCACACAAGCACCAACUCCAUCGCCAACGGAACCACCCACACCUCCUGCAGCAAGUGAACCAACAACACAAAUAACAACAACAGCUGCUCAGCCAGUAACCACGGCAACUACAACACCAACAACAAGGACAACAACAACUGUACUAACCACAACAGCAACUGUGUCACCGUAUCAACAUAUGUGUGUCAACCCUUCAGUUAAGUUUGGAUUUAGGUCCUGUACAGAAGUGGGACAGCAGCUGUAUAUUCCUUGCCAUAAUAACAUGUUUAGAAGAUUAUGCUGUAAAGAAUGCGGAGCAUGUGCGGAUAGACAAGACAGAAAAUGUUGGGAUGUACAACAGAAUCCUGGACAAUGUUUCUACAAAAAUGUCAAGCAAGAUUGUUGCGAGACAUGUACAAAAAUUGCCGAAAAAGGUUGUGUCGAGGAUGCUAACAAAUUCUGUGAAUAUUUUGUCAAGGAAAACCCCAUUUACGUUUGUGAAAAUUACAGAUCAGUAUGUUGUCAAUCAUGUAAACCAUACCCCGUCAACGCUUUGUUUGCACGUUCUGCCAAAGGAAACACUCAACCUACAAAAAUGCAAACUCAGAUAGACUCAGUCUUGAAAAAAGCAUCUGAUCCUAACUUUGUGGUAGAUUUAAAUAAAGAACAUUUGAGGGAUAUUCCAGAAGCUCAACAACUUGAGAAGGCAGGAAUAAGGGAAAGGCCAAAGAAACCCGAAAGGAAAAAGUUUCAAUCUAGAGGUUUCUUAAAUCUUAGGAGAACCUCGGGCAAUACUCGAAGGCCCGCCAAUACUCGAGGUCGAGGAUCCGGCAAUACUCGAAUCCGAGGAAAUAUUCGAAGACCACGUCUACAACAAGGGAAUACGCGAAGAAGAUUUCGGGCACCUCGAAGGAACAAUCGAAACCGUCGGCGUAAUGUUGGAUAAAGUGUUGUUUUUUUUAAUUUUAUCUAACAUAAUAAUUUACAUCUUUUGAACUUAAGUGUUGGUCAAUGUAUGUACAGGACUAGUGCAAUAAAAAAAUUCUCUAUA
This is a messenger RNA of Saccostrea cuccullata (small rock oyster), 1927 nucleotides long. Its product is annotated as mucin-5AC-like. The transcript is spliced from 8 exons. The annotation marks the transcript as partial. The record is from RefSeq and is a predicted model, not a curated record. NCBI's taxonomy places the organism in Eukaryota, Metazoa, Mollusca, Bivalvia, Ostreida, Ostreidae.